Molecule: messenger RNA, 1316 nt
Organism: Paramecium octaurelia
Lineage: Eukaryota; Ciliophora; Oligohymenophorea; Peniculida; Parameciidae
Source: the annotation of a GenBank genome assembly
AUGAUCAUUCAAAAUAUAUAGCUUAAUUGGGUAAAUGCAAUCUCCAAUCUUGAUAAUUGGUUAGAUUAAUUAGAGUCCGUUCCUCCAAAUAAAUUAAUAUAAAAACAUAUACCAUCAGCACAGAAUUUUGCUAAUUAAUUUGGGGGAGCAAUAAUUUUAACUAAAAGUAGUGAACUUAAAUAGGUUGAUAAUAUAUUGGUUGAUUCUGCAGAAGUGUAUAGAUUUUAUCAUCAAUUAGAUAUAUGAUUACAGAAUGCAAUUAAAAGGAUGUGUAUUUUGUUGUAUGCUUAAAAGAAGAGAUUUCUUUAGAAACAAUAACAUUUAUAAAUAAAGAGUUGUACUCAUCUACCAUCAAGAAUUUUCAAGUAAAAGUUCUAAUUUCCAUUUUGUUAGGUCUAUGGAAGUGUAGUUUAUCCAACCAAAGAAUGGGAACUUUUGGGUAAUUUUUAUGCUGAAGAUUCUAAUGAAUGGUAGAUUUUCAAUUUAGAGUAAAGAUUCCUUCGAUAUUUAAAAAUACACAUCCUAGAUUUUCAUAAUGCAGAAUUCCAUUGUACUUUGACCCAAAUUAGGUUAAGUUUAUUGAUAUUAAAUUUAGAGUCUUUGGCCAAACAGUUAUAGGCGAUUUGAUUGAUUCACACAAGAGGGAUCACAAAGUCACUAAACCAGAAACUAAGACUACAAACUCAACAUAAGAGUAAUAAGAAAUUAAUUUAAAAGAGGUUUCAGAAGAAGAGGAUCGAUCUAAAAUUGAUACCUGUUCAGUUGUUGAUUAUUUUUACAGCACUUAACCUACUAAAAGAGUUGAAACUUAAUAUAUUAAUGUAUUGCCUUAUGAAUCAAGACAAUCACUCUUCAAAGUGACUGCUUAGAACAUCCUCAUCUUGUCUCAUAAUGUAGAACUAUUUAAAAAUGAAAUCAAUUAAAUUAAAUAGCAAGAUUUACAACAUUUGCAAGAAUAGCAAGAAAUCAGAACCUUUUAAUAACAAUUGAUGACUUCAAUUUAAGAAUAGAAACAAUAAAAUAUAAAAUUACAAGAAGAAUUAGACUUUCUAAAUAAGAAGUUGUCAAUCAUGCUUUUCAUCCUAUUUAUGUUUAUAAUACUAUUAGGAGUGUCAAUCAUUUUAUUUCUCAUGAAUUGUUGUGAUUAAAAUAAACAAUAAAAACUUGAAUAAACAAGAGCAUCUGCUAAAACCCACAGCACAAUAGUCAAAUCUUAACCUGAACUAUUGACUCCUCAACUUAUUGAAAAUGAUGCUAACAAAAAAUCUAUCUCCUAAAUAAAAACCUCAAAUGGGAAAACAAAAAAAUCAAAUUGA